Penaeus monodon (black tiger shrimp) is the source of this 840-nucleotide messenger RNA. RefSeq names its product vegetative cell wall protein gp1-like. The annotation marks the transcript as partial. The transcript has a single exon. The record is from RefSeq and is a predicted model, not a curated record. NCBI's taxonomy places the organism in Eukaryota, Metazoa, Arthropoda, Malacostraca, Decapoda, Penaeidae.
AGGACAUCUGGGGGCAAGUUCGACAUCGACCACGACCGGGGCCCCUGGCCCCUCGCCAACCCCGAAGGCGAUGCUGGAGCACCACAAAGCAUGAGCGGCUUUCCCCCGUCAUGGGCCUUCACCUCCCCCCGGCCUCCGCCCGCCGCCGCCUUCCACCAGGAACCUGGCCACCACCCUGCCCACGCCCCCCCCACUCACCCCCCACAGGGGCACGACCUGGACGACCUCGUUGGCCUCCAUCCCCGAGAUCCUGGAGUCCCCCCCUCGGCCACGCCUCCUUCAGAUAUCAGCGACAUCCUUCCGACCUGGGGGCAUGGAGACCGCGCCCCUGGGAAGCCGAAAACCAGCAUGGACUGGUCGGCCCGGGCUUGCCCCUCGUGGUGGGACGCCGCCCCAUGGCCCCCCGUGCCCGAGGAGUCCGUGAAGCGAAAACAUCAUGUGGGGCGGGGUGGUGCUUGCACCUCGCUACUGGAGGUGGGCCCGAGGAGGACCGCCAAGUGUCCCCAAGUGCUCGGCCGACGCCCCCCCUCAGGGACGCCCUUCGCCCGGACGAGAUCUCCGAGGAAAGACGAGGAGGACUCCGAGGGACCAACCUCCCCGACACGCCCUCCGGCACCCCCCAAGCGACCUGCGACUCGACGAAGUCCUGAGCGAGACGUCGAGUCCCCCCCCGGCAAACCCCAGGAGCACCAACAGCGCCUCCCCCCGCUACAACGCCAAGAGCUCCUUCCGCCAGCAGUCCAAGCAGCGGCCCCCCCUCCUCCGCCUCCUCCCUUCCUCCUCCAGCAGCAGCAUCGAGCACAACGACACAACUACUCGGCAAAAGUCCCCCGCCCCUAA